AUGGUCUACAAAUCUUUAUCAAAUGAUAAUACAAGGAGUGCAAAUUACCCUGAUUCAUGUGUACCCACAAUGGGAGCGCCGAAUUUGGAGGAGCUUACCAGCAGCUACAGCGAUAAACUUGCCGUCGGGGCUGAAUUUGGCGGUGGCGAUGUGGUGUUUGAAGCUGAUCUUGUACACCACGCGGCGGCGCAAGUUGAUGAAGAGGCAGCGGUUGUUGUCGUCGAUGGCGAGCAGAAAGAUGCCAUCCGGCAAAUUCACAUAAUCUGCUUAAAAACCACCACCUGGUUGUCCCGACACGAAUUUCCUAAUUCUGACGACGCUGCCAAGUUCGAUUACUUGAAAAAUUCGGCGAUUGUUUUCUUCUUGUUCAGAGGAAGUUCAAUUUUAGUGAAGAUGGUUGUUCGACAACUGAUGCCGUUGUUCUCCUUCGGCGGCUCGACGCAAUGGUCUGAUGCCAAAUGUGGUUUUUGUGGUAAUAAGGAGGACGACGAACGGUGA
Oldenlandia corymbosa var. corymbosa is the source of this 498-nucleotide messenger RNA. The record is from the annotation of a GenBank genome assembly. Lineage: Eukaryota; Viridiplantae; Streptophyta; Magnoliopsida; Gentianales; Rubiaceae.